UCCUAAACCUCCUGGCCUUUUUGUAUCUCAUGGACUUCGCUACGGCUAAAAAUCUAUGCAAGACAGAAGUCAGCGUACCUGGUAUGGCUCUCGAAGGAUAUAUCUUUCAGAAGAUCCCAGUACCAGCUCCUCAUGUGUGCGAUAUCAUCUGCGAGAGAGAGACGAUAUGUCAAAGCUACAAUUAUGUAGUUGGGGAAAAGUCUUGUGAAUUGAAUACCCGAACCAAGGAAGCAAGGCCCGAGAAUUUCCAGCCAGAUGAUUUACGCUUUUACAUGGGACGCGUUCGUGGUAGAACCCCCUUAGGGUCUAUUCCCGAAUUACCAGCGUUAUCGUGCCAAGAGAUAAAUUUAAGUGAAGGUAAAGACAGCAUCAGUAAAAAGUACUGGUUGGAUCCAGAUAAUGUCGGGAUUUCAAAGUUGGUUUAUUGUGACAUGAGCUUGGGAGAUAUAGAUGAAUGCAAAGGCAGCAAUACUGUGUGUGACGUAAAUGCGAAUUGUACCAACACUGAAGGUUCUCACAACUGCACCUGUAAUGAAGGAUACAUUGGCGAUGGUAAAUCAUGCCAAGUCGAGGAGUGCCAAAGUUACUCAAGUCUGACCAGUGCCGACCGUAAAUCCACAAUCCCUAAAGCCGGGUCUGCUUUGUGCGAUAACUCACUCCCCCAUGGCUGGUAUCGUUUCCAAGGAGCUGCAGGAACAAAAAUGCCAACCACUUGUCCACCAACUCAUAGGUGUACAGCUGAUAUCUCAAGCUGGUUAAAUGGAGUUCAUCCCACAGUGGCUGAGGGUCAAGUUAACAGGCAGGUCUGCUUUCACUGGUCUUCAAACUGUUGUAGAUGGUCCACCUACAUCCAAGUGAGAAACUGUGGCUCUUAUUACGUAUAUUACUUCUCUGGAGUACCAACAUGUAAUACCCGUUACUGUAGUACGGAAUAGCUGUAGUGUAUUGGGACAGCGGUAAUUCGCAAAUAUCCGGGAACUUAAAGGUGUGUGCAAG
Messenger RNA from Pocillopora damicornis (cauliflower coral), 996 nucleotides. RefSeq lists its product as uncharacterized. The record is from RefSeq and is a predicted model, not a curated record. Gene Ontology annotation, molecular function: calcium ion binding. Lineage: Eukaryota; Metazoa; Cnidaria; Anthozoa; Scleractinia; Pocilloporidae.